AUGUUCACCACCAACGCCCAGAUCCACCAGUUUGGUGGCAUCCUCCACAAAUUGAGCCACGACUCAACCUCCACCAACACCAAAAUGGACGUCAAUGUGUUCGUGCCUCCCUCAUCACCCGCCAAAUCCAUUCCAGUGUUGGUGUACUUGUCAGGAUUGACUUGUACUCCCAACAACGCCACUGAGAAGUCAUUCCUCCAGUACUUCGCCUCCAAGUAUGGCUUUGCCGUGGUGUUCCCCGACACCUCGCCUAGAGGCGCUGGUAUUGCUGGAGAAGACGACUCGUGGGAUUUUGGCACGGGGGCUGGCUUCUACGUGGACGCCACCCAGGAGCCAUGGAGCACCCACUACAACAUGUACUCGUACGUGCACAAGGAGUUGCCAGCAGCAUUGGCUCAGCACUUUGGCCAGCUCGACUUCGCCACCGUGUCAAUCACUGGCCACUCCAUGGGAGGCUACGGAGCGUUGACAGGCUUCUUACGUAAUCCGGGUGUCUACCGCUCAGUGUCUGCGUUUGCACCCAUCUCCAACCCCCUGAACUGUGCCUGGGGCGAAAAGGCGUUUGGCAACUACUUAGGCGCCGACAAGAACACCUGGUACAACUACGACCCCACCCAUUUGAUUAAAAGCUAUACCCACGCCAAUCAACCCGACAUCUUGAUCCAACAGGGGUCUCUGGACUCGUUCUACGCCAAGGACCACCAGCUCCAGCCAGAAAACUUUGCUGCGGCUGCCAAGGACGCCGGUUACGCUGGCAAGAUCGACUUGCACAUCGUGGAAGGCUACGACCAUUCGUACUUCUUCAUCAGCUCGUUCGUGGAGGAGCACGCCAAGCACCACGCCAAGCACUUGGGAUUGAUCCAAUGA
Molecule: messenger RNA, 867 nt
Organism: Suhomyces tanzawaensis NRRL Y-17324
Lineage: Eukaryota; Fungi; Ascomycota; Pichiomycetes; Serinales; Debaryomycetaceae
Product: S-formylglutathione hydrolase
Exons: 1
Coding region: 1-867 (288 amino acids)
Biological process (GO): formaldehyde catabolic process
Cellular component (GO): cytosol
Molecular function (GO): S-formylglutathione hydrolase activity
Source: RefSeq, a predicted model, not a curated record